Polyodon spathula (Mississippi paddlefish) is the source of this 2715-nucleotide messenger RNA. Its product is annotated as phosphatase and actin regulator 3-like. The transcript is spliced from 13 exons. Bases 503 to 2218 code for a protein of 571 amino acids. Lineage: Eukaryota; Metazoa; Chordata; Actinopteri; Acipenseriformes; Polyodontidae. Gene Ontology annotation, biological process: actin cytoskeleton organization. Gene Ontology annotation, molecular function: actin binding. The record is from RefSeq and is a predicted model, not a curated record.
UAGAAUCUGUUCCCUUCACACAGAUGCUGUGUGGUCGAUUACACAUUGAACUGAUUUCAGAAUUAGAUGCUCUUGUGGAAUUAAGGAGAUCUUCGCCUUUUCUUUUUACAGAAUCUAUUUUGGGAUCUUGCUGAUGUAUGUGUGUGUGUGUAUGUGUUUUUUUGUUUUUGCAUGCAUAUAUUCUCCGCUUUAAUUGUCCUUUCCACGUCAUAAUGGAGCACAUCUGGAGACUCCAAAUAAGAACUCAGGCGUGAGCCUUUCCCUUCUUCAUAUUGGGACAUUAUUCUAAGAGGAGAAAACACAGUCCACACCCUCGCACACACACACACGAUCGCAGUGUGGCACGCAUUGAGGAAUUGUCUUCAACCUCCCUGGCUGCUAGCUCGUUUGAAGCUGCUGUUGUCAGACCAAAUUAAAUCCGCGCUGCCGAUGUUUGGUAGUGACCUUGGCUUCACCGAUCGGCGUUUCAAUAUUUCAUUCUGCAUUCUUGUAGUUCACAUCCAUGGCAUCAUCGAAUGAAACAGAAAACUGUGUGCUGCAUCGCGGACGAUCUCAGAGCGACCCAAACAUCCUCACGGAGACUGGAGUUGAUCAGGUACAGAACACAGAUCUGAUGGACCAGCAGAAGGCGCUACACUCUGGCUGCUUGAUGUCGGGGGUGCGGACCCCCCCGAUCCGUCGCAACAGCAAACUGGCCACGCUGGGGCGCAUCUUCAAACCCUGGAAAUGGAGGAAAAAGAAAAACGACAAGCUGAAACAGAACUCCUCGGCACUGGAGAGGAAGGUGGCAGCACGGCAGAGCCGGGAUGAGCUGGUGCGGAAAGGACUGGCGGAGAUGAUGGAACAAGACUCGGACGGAAGGGACCAGGAUCUGGCUUGUGGGGUGACCCCCGGAGACCCCAACACUCCCUCACAGGGGCCCUCGGACGCUGAGGAAGAGGAGGAGGUGGGGGAGGAGGAGGGGCAGGAGGAGGGCAUGGACCCCCUGGUCAACCUCAACACUCUGGAGGACAUGGGCUCAGAUAAGGAGGUCACCUCCACAGCAAGAGACUCAACAGACAGUGAGACUGUGGGGGAGCUGAGCACCAACUCUGAGGAUGAGCCCUCGCUGCCUUCCCCUGCCUACGACUCCCCUGAGAACCAGGAGGAGGGGGACCCCCCCACAAGACACCCCAGCCCCCCUCCCGCACCUGGCCUGCCCUCCAAACUCCUGCACAAGCUGGGGGGCACGGAAGGUUCCCAUUCUGAAUCGGAAGGGGAGAAUCCCUUGUCUCCCGUCCUGAGCAAUUCCAUCCAUCCCAAAGAGCCGGGCUCCGCUGUGAUUGGUUCGGAGCAGCAGCCGACCGGCCCCCUGCGAGGGCAGCUUGCCACGCCCCCCACUGGGUCUCCUCACAUGGGCAUCGUCCACCCACCGCUUCCCCCCAGCUGCAUCAUCGAGGAACUGCACCGGGCCCUGGCCACCAAGCACCGGCAGGACAGUUUCCUCAGGAAGGAGAUGAGGCCAUCGCCGAAGAGGAGGUCGGAGGGUCGGCUGUCACACACCUCCAGCACAGAGAGGGAGCCGGCGGGGGGUGCAGGGGUCCCCGAGAGCAAGCAGGGUGCGGGGAAGGACUCGGACGAGAACAAAGAGAACGUGAGAGUGGGCGAGUGUUGGACCGAUGCCUCCGGGCUGCCCCAGGACCAGGACAGCUGGAACGACUCUGUCAUCUCGGGCACGCUGCCCCGGAAGGUGCACAAGGAGCUGCUGACAGUGAAGCUGCGGAACCGGCCCAGCAAGCAGGAGCUGGAGGAUCGCAACAUCUUCCCAGUGCGCAGCGAUGAGGAGCGGCAAGAGAUCCGGCAACAGAUCGAGAUGAAGCUCGCCAAGAGGCUAAGCCAGCGGCCGGCAGUGGAGGAACUGGAAAGCCGAAAUAUCUUAAAACAGAGGAAUGACCAGAUAGAACAAGAGGAAAGGAGAGAAAUCAAACAGAGGCUGAACAGAAAGCUCAACCAGCGGCCCACAGUUGAUGAGCUGCGGGAUCGGAAAAUCCUCAUCCGCUUUAGCGAUUACGUGGAGGUGGCCAAAGCCCAGGAUUACGACAGGCGGGCAGACAAGCCCUGGACGCGGCUCUCUGCAGCAGACAAGGCGGCGAUUCGGAAAGAGCUGAACGAGUACAAAAGCAACGAGAUGCAAGUGCACGCGUCGAGCAAACACUUGACAAGGUUUCACAGACCGUAGAAAGAUUUCUUCUAUGAAGAAUUUUCCUAAACCCGGUUGUUACUGAAGACCUUGAAAGGAUUCUUCCAAUGUCCCUAGCCAGAUAACCUGGUAUCCUUUCUGACAUUUAGGUGCUGUAAACCUUGGGGGCCAUGCCUCUUCAGUGGGCACUGCUGGCGGGCGUGGUGUGGCGCAGCUCGCACAGGGGACACUUAACAGUUCCGCAAGACGCUUCCGAUGAUGUUCAAGAGAGGGGAAGAGAAUGGAGAUCCAUUUGCUGUUCGUUUCCAAGGCUCUUUACAGACUGUUGGAAGGCAGCCUAUCGAUACAAAGGGGGAGUUGUGCAUGUGACCAUCUUAACCUUUCCUUUACCACAUUACCAGUCACAACUCGUGGAUCGUGGGCUCACUGAUCUGGAGCAAUCUCAUAUUAACUGUGUAAAUAUCAAUCUAAUGGGAAUCCGUGUCUUAUCACAAAAAUAUCCCUUUGUAAGCACUAUUUAUUGUCUUCACAAUACA